UCUGCAAAGUCAGUCAGUGUCAACAUGUCGUCGUGGGUUGUCUCCACCACUGAGCUGUACGAUUGCGGUGCCAAUGGGCCAACAUCAUCCUCGGCCACAUCCUCGCGGCAUACGCGACUUAUCCUGCUGGUGUGGCAUAAUCUCACCGAAAAGUGCCAGAAAUUCGGUAGUUUUCUACGACGGGAGACGAAUAAACCACUUCCCAAAGAACUGAGGCGAUCGUUACGUCUUAGCAAAUCGGCCAGGCGGAAAGGCUAUCGGAGCUGCGAGAGCGAGGCAGAUAAACGACUGAUGAAAGAGCGAUUAAACGAGCCCGCCAACAUAUCCAUUCGCAUGGGUCCUGCUUACGACUAUAGACCAUUGAAUUUCUAACCGAUCUGCAAAAGAAUACUAGGAAAUCGUACUUCGAAUUGUUAUAUUAUAUUAUAUUAUAUUGUAUUAUAUUUGAAUGGGCUAGAUAAGCCCAUUGUUAUUGUUAAGUGGUUAAAGAUAUUUACUUCCUAUUCAAACUGAAAACAAAAUAAAUUUUAGUAUGAUA
Molecule: messenger RNA, 538 nt
Organism: Drosophila suzukii
Lineage: Eukaryota; Metazoa; Arthropoda; Insecta; Diptera; Drosophilidae
Source: RefSeq, a predicted model, not a curated record